AUGCACACUUAUGGCGGGGAGGGACAGGAAAACUGUGGAGUGCGUCGAGUCGGCGGGGCGUUGAGGCGGCCAGGCGUCAGAACUCGAAAGCAGCGAGGCGUCGGAGGCUGCGAGAAGUCAGAGGUUGUGUUUCAAAGACGGGGAGGCGCAAUCGCAAAGAGGGAGACUGGGAGAGGCCAGAGGCGACGCGAUUUUACUAAACAGACGGUCCGACGGUGGCUGUCGACUGGUGGUUGGUGCCUGACUGAGCGAGACGAGAGUGGCGCACGAUUGCAGUCUGCAGAAGAUGAGAAGAGAGGCGGGGUGCCAAGGAUCUCGCUGAUUGAAGACCACGGCUGGCGAAAUCAACCGACGAAAUCAACCUCACUGCAGACGGGCUCCAAAUCUCUGAUUGAGCUCUCAAAUCGCUGCCGGAACAGACCACUGUCCGUGGGCCGAACAGACCACGUCCUCUCCGAAUCUCAGAUCGAGCUUUAA
Striga asiatica is the source of this 477-nucleotide messenger RNA. The record is from the annotation of a GenBank genome assembly. NCBI's taxonomy places the organism in Eukaryota, Viridiplantae, Streptophyta, Magnoliopsida, Lamiales, Orobanchaceae.